This is a messenger RNA of Andrographis paniculata, 1263 nucleotides long. RefSeq names its product calmodulin-binding protein 25-like. Lineage: Eukaryota; Viridiplantae; Streptophyta; Magnoliopsida; Lamiales; Acanthaceae. The coding region runs from base 259 to 915 and encodes 218 amino acids. Gene Ontology annotation, cellular component: nucleus. Gene Ontology annotation, molecular function: calmodulin binding. The transcript has a single exon. Gene Ontology annotation, biological process: response to osmotic stress. The record is from RefSeq and is a predicted model, not a curated record.
ACCCUCACCCCCACCCACCUCCUCAUUUGCUCUCUGUUCUUCUUCACAAAUAUUCGCUUCCUUCCUUUUCACACCUUCGUCUUCGAGAAAAUUCAUUCUCUCCGCCUAAUUUGAGAUUUUAUCAUGUUUUUUAUGCCUUGAUUUGUUGUUUCUCUGUGGAUUGGCGGUUAUUUUUGUGUAAUUUUUGUUGCAGAUUGUGGAUUUGAGGAGGAGGAGGAGAGGUUUGAUUUUGAUUUUGAGCUCGGUGUUGGUGUGGAAAUGGCGUCUGAUAAUCUGAUGGCGAUGGAGCAAUUGCCGUGGUCGUUUCGAUCGUCAUUUGCGGACGCUUGGAUUUCGGAUUUUUUCAACAGAGAUUGCGACGCUGCAGCGACGAAGGCUAUGCAGCAGUCGUUCGCGUCUACUUCCUCCGAUGGCGACGGUUUCUCGGCGGAGAUGGUGGAUUCGCUUUUGGUGACGCCGGAAAUCAAUAUUCCAGUGCAGACGCCGGCGGUUUCCGGUUGCUCCGAGCACGAGGCUUCCGCCUCCGUCUCGAAGCAACGCCGGAGCCUCCAGCCGAACGGUAAAGUCACGAAGCGUAAAUCUCGUGCGUCGAAGCGUUCUACGACAACGUUUAUCACCGCCGAUCCUGCGAAUUUCAGGCAGAUGGUGCAGCAGGUCACCGGCGCCAGGUUCGGCGGUUUGAACGGACAGUUACCGGCGGCGGAGGUGCUGAAACCGGAGGCGAAGAGAGCGGUUACUCUGCUUCCGCAUAGUAACGGCUUGCCGACGCUCGAUACUUCUACCUUCUUCCUCAACGCAGCCUCGUCGCUGCUACCUCCGCCGCCGCCGCCUCCUUCCGACGGCGCCGCCGCUGCGGUGCUCGACUUCGACUCAUUUUGUAGCUUUCCCACUCUGGAGUCGUGGAAAGUCAUGUAGCACGAACCGUUCCGUACUUGUUAUUCCCGUUUUGCCCUUCCUUUUGGCCGUUGGACACUUACAGAGGAGGGGUAAAAUUGGAAAUCUGUUAAUAUCUGCUUCGGGGUUGGGGUAGAAGGAUAGGGUAAGGAACUAUGGGGGUAGGCAUGGCGUGUAAGGUUGUAACUCUUUUUUCUUUUCUUUUUUUUAAAUAUCUUUUUUUUUUUUAUUUCUUUUUUUAUUUUCAUCGUAUAUGUCAAUUAUGCUGAUGAAUAUUUUAUUUUUAUUUUUAAAUUAAAAAAAUAGAGAGAGAAAUGUUAUAAUGUAAAAUAUUAAAUUCGUAUAUCUGCAAUUAUUUUUCAUUUUUAA